AGAAUAAUACUCGAUCGACAUAUAACACACACACACACACCUUUAUAUAUAUCAAACAAAUUAGCUACUAAUUAUAAUUAACUGUUAUUAUAUUGAUCAUGUUCUUCGGUAACUAUUAUUUGUUGGAUUUGAAUAACAGGCGAUCGAUUGAAUUAUUGUUGCUUUGACGUUUUUUUUGUGCGUGUUUUGGUGAUGCAAAUUCUCAGAUCAAUAUCUAAUUGCAUCUGCAAAUUUAUUCAAUUUAUGGGAACAGAGGGUGUCUUGGAUGUUGUACUAAGACCCCAUUUGUGACUACCGACAAUAAGCCAACAGGAGGUCUUGAAAAAGCCCAAAGCAAAAAUAAACAUAGCAUAUUAGAAGAUUUUUGGAGUAGCAGCACAUAUGAUAUGGAUGUUAGUAUCCCUCAGUCUCAGAUGAGUGCCUCAUCAGUUAGCAACCCAGCAGUGGAUUCCCAAAGUAGUUCUGGGGCCACUCCUUCAGAAUUUGUAAAUCGUGGUCUUCUUCUUUGGAACCAAACAAGACAACAAUGGACUGGAGAUAAGGCACCUGACAACAAUAAAAAAGCUCGACAACCCGUUAUAAGUUGGAAUGCAACAUACGAUAAUUUGCUUGGGACGAACAAGCCUUUUUCACGGCCCAUCCCUCUACCUGAAAUGGUAAAUUUUCUUGUUGAUAUCUGGGAGCAAGAGGGAUUAUACGACUGAAUUUGCUGCCAAACGUAAGAUCUGUUACUUUUGGAUUGUAAUGCCAAACAUUAUUAAUUAUUGUGUUCAUAUGAUUAUGAAAUAUUUGAUUAUGUAUGUUUGGAUUGGGGUACAGUCAAAACUCAAUCUCUUCCAGGUUUGAUGUUUUGAGUUAAGCAUAAAAUGCACCUAAAAGUGUUGUAGAACAAAUAUAUCGAAAAGUUGCAAUUCUUGUCUAUAAAUUUACCAAAAAAAUCACUUGGAAGUUACUUAUCA
This is a messenger RNA of Erigeron canadensis, 959 nucleotides long. RefSeq lists its product as uncharacterized. The transcript has 6 exons. Lineage: Eukaryota; Viridiplantae; Streptophyta; Magnoliopsida; Asterales; Asteraceae. The record is from RefSeq and is a predicted model, not a curated record. The coding region runs from base 387 to 704 and encodes 105 amino acids.